Molecule: messenger RNA, 1381 nt
Organism: Hyalella azteca
Lineage: Eukaryota; Metazoa; Arthropoda; Malacostraca; Amphipoda; Hyalellidae
Exons: 5
Coding region: 21-590 (189 amino acids)
Source: RefSeq, a predicted model, not a curated record
CCCAGACGGUCCCUCGCGUGAUGGCCUGCCUGGAUUUGUGCCGCGGCUUCACGCUCUGCGUCGGCUUCAGCUACAAUGGAGUUUCGUGCGAGCUCAGAGACACCGCAUCCAUCCUCACCGCGUCGACAGGUUGGGUCACAUACCUCAUCACUCAACAGCCUGACCUUCCACUCCAGGAUCCCUGUGCCAGUAGCCCGUGCCCUGCCACCAAAGCUUGCAUACGCUACAUGAUCCCAGCCAAGGUGCCGUACCAUCCUGAGUGGGCCCUCAACUUCUCCAUGCCAGGCUACUUCUGCUCCAGUGCUCCACUCUUGCUGGCCCAGCGUGAUCAAGGCAAACGCUGCCAGUUCAUCAUGCACGAGAACGUGAACUUGGCAUACUACGACAUUCGUAUGGUGAAUGCACCCUUCUACGAGGCUUUCGACCUCUGCUCCAACGCCAACUGCACGUCGAUGAUCAUCAUACAUAGGGGGACCACUGGAUUUCCAGAACUGUACUUCAAAAACUCGGCCCCAUUUUUUGGACCUUGGAUCGAUCCUAUGCCAGUGACGAGCGACAUUUUCAUCGGCUGGUUUCCAGAGUGUGCCUGAGUCAAGUACCCUCGAUAUUGUCUGUGGUACCUCUAGUGUAUGUACCCGAACCAGCUAUAUAUCCUCGUGUCUGACCUCGGUACCUCCGCGUGAACCUGAACUGUGCACCCUCUAUUCUGACCUCGAUACACCGUAUGUGCCAGAGCCGUUUAUCCUCGGUUCUGGCUGCGGUUCAUUCUGGUGUACCAGAGUUCUGUACCCCCAAUUUUUCUCAUGGUACCCCCACGUGUACUUGAGCCAAGUGCUAUCGGUGUAACUGAUGGCUUCUUACCUUUAUAUAUGUUUUAGUACUAAGUGUAGUCCAGUUGUCGUGCUCCAUGGGUAAUUUAUUUCCCAGUCCAAACUUACAAGCAAGCUCUGAACAAGUCUUGUAUUUUUAAAACAAUGAAAUAAUUAUUUGAAUGCGAGUUUUCUCAUUUUAGAGAAUAAAUUAACAAGCGGAAAAAAUUUACUAUCAAUAACGUUGUAUUGCUAGAGAGACACGCUUCUAGUCAACCUUUUUCACGCUACACUGAAGCGAACCUGCCUACUUAAUAGGAAGCGCUCUAGCUCUGGCAGCGCUUUUUCACAGCAAGUCGGAACGUUUGCACGUGACAAUUUUGGCAUUGGACUUACUUGACAACUUCAGCCUUUAAUUGAUGUUGGAAAUAGUUCACGCAUUCUACCACGUCCAUUCUACAGACAACUUUUCCGUUUAUUAACCUGCAGAGUGUAGAAAAUAACUUAACCACCAUAGUAUGACAUUUUAUGGUUCACCUGCUCACUAUAUUAAAGUUCAUUAUCCUCACUAU